Molecule: messenger RNA, 3333 nt
Organism: Brenthis ino (lesser marbled fritillary)
Lineage: Eukaryota; Metazoa; Arthropoda; Insecta; Lepidoptera; Nymphalidae
Source: the annotation of a GenBank genome assembly
AUGAGGCUGUUAUACAAAAGUGGUCCAAUGGAGUCUCUCAGAAAAUGGUUCUACAAACCAAAGAGGGACGACCGUUCACUGCUUGCCCAGUUUUUCUUUGCUGAUGACGCUCUAAAUAUGAUCGCUGCCGAGUUGGACAGUUUUGACGGUCGAAAGGAUCCAGAGAGAUGUUCUACGCUCGUGAAUCAAUUACGGCACGCUCAGGAUAGAGUGCUCAACAUAACCAGCCAGAUAAUGGAUCAAGUAUUGGGCGACGAGAGAGUAGCGAGAGGUUUCCGCGUCAAGUUCCCUGAAGACGUCCUUCAGGACAACUUGGCUGGACAAUUAUGGUUUGGUGCAGAGUGCUUAGCAGCCGGAUCAUCAAUAAUGAGUCGAGAAGAGGAAUCAGCGGCAAUGCGACCGCUGGCCAAAGCUUUGACACGUAGCUUAGAAACUGUUCGCUCUCUGUUAAGGGAACAAUGCCUUCGUCCCAGAGGACUCGCUUUGCAAGAUCAUGAUGAUAUGUUGCAUGAGAGUCUGAGGAUAUUUGAUAGACUUUUCGCAGAAUUUGAGCUUUGCUACGUGAGUGCAAUGGUCAAUGUGAAGACGCCACACGAAUUCGAGGCUCAGCAACUGAUAUGCGUUUUGUUCUCGGAGAGUUUGCGGAGAGCUUUGAAACUGAACCUUUUGACGCAAGAACAAGUGGAUUCGUAUGAUCCGGCGCUAAUGUUCGCAGUGCCUCGCUUAGCUAUAGUCAGUGGUCUGCUCAUAUACUCGAAUGGUCCAUUGAGUAUAGACAAAGUACCAGAUGAAAUGUCAGACAUGUUCCGUCCGUUCCGCCAUUUGUUACACAAAAUCAAGUCGCUGCUGUGGACGCUGGACCGGCGGGAACUGAUGGCGCUUGAGAAGUUAUUGUGUUCAAAUGAAGAUAUUAAUAUGGCUAAUUUUGAAAUUCCACCUGCAGAAGACUCAACAGAAGAUUCAUGUUAUCCAGACAUUAAUGAAUUUGUAUCGAAGUUUUAUGAGGACCAUGCGCAAUGUAGAAAUUUAUAUUCGCAGCAAAGUUCUAGUGAACCAACGAUAACUGACGCGGACUAUCUACCCGGAAAUAUUGAAGUUAUGACUCCCAUCAUAGACGGACUUAAACGUCUCACAGGAGACGACGAAUCUGAGAGAGAGUCCGAAGAUAUCGACAAACACACAGACAGACACUCAACCGACACAACCAGUACUGACACAUUCCAAACAAACGAAAGCAAUAUAGAGAGGACUAGGAAAAUAAGUAAGAACGAAAACGAUAUGUCAUCGUUAAGAAAUCUAUCAACAAACGGACUAAUGAUGUUUGAUCCGCUAGUAAUAAAUGCGGUAUCAGCAUCGACUUCGGGUGAAACAUUGAAUAGACAAAUACCAGACCAAGAACUCGUCACAUCACUAAACGAACAAGUAACAGAAAUAGCUGAUCGAUUGUCCUCAAUAGUUAGUGAUGUGGACAUAAUCGAUCAAACUCAUUCGUACUCGACUAACGAUGUACCUAAUCUCAUAUCUAAUGAAUCGCAAGAUUAUAACUUUUCUGGACCAAGAAAUGAACAACUGAGUUGUAUGCCGUCAACAAGUCAUGGAUAUUUAAUACCAAAUGCCAUUAGUCAAGAGCCGGUUGUGUUAGCGUCACUUUCACACAAUAAUUCUGCUGUUUUCAAUCAGGAGGAGGAGAAUAAUUUUAAUCGAGUCAUAAUGAGUUCCGAUACACCACUAAUAAUGCCUAGCAUCGAUGCUGAAAUCGUGAAUAUCGAUAUGGCCAUCGCUAAUGUUAGCUUAAGUGUUAUAUUACUAGAUGAAGAAUACAACCAAGAAUAUAAACAGAGUUUUAAAAAUGGUACAGACGAUGAGUCGCCAUUUUGUGAUGAUCCCGAGAAAAUGGCGAUGGAUAAAGAUGAAAGGGUCAAAUUUAUGCUUGGAUAUGAGAGUGAUAACGAGUCACCGGUCGAUUCAGGUGUUAGUACAGAAAAUACAAGUCUAGACAGAUCUCCGGAUACCGACCAAAAUAAAGAAAACCACUUCAUGCAACAGAAUAGAGUCUUAAAAAGUCCGGCAGAAGAAAAAAUAGACGAAAAAGACACUAACACCCUAGAACGUUCCUUUUCUGAAGUGACAGAUGAGAUUGUUAAUAUUAAAUAUGUAGAAGAUGACACACAGAAGAAUGAAGCGGGGUCAUCUCAUAUAGAAAACGUGAGACUGAGUAGGGAAGAGUUAAACGAAGCCUCCAGCCUACAGCAUUGGGGUGCGAAUGACCCACAGGAAGAAUUUAGGACCAUAGAUGUGUUAACAGAGUUAAGAAGAUAUAGAGAUUCUGACAAGAAAAUAAGUUCGCUAGUGAAAGAUAUGUCCAAUGAAGUGCCCAAUUGUAGUCAAAAUACGAGGCGGAAAAGUAGAAAGUCGAGUGCAAAGAGUAAAAAGAGGAAGAAAAUGUGGUCUCCGGGAAAUGUGAUAUUAGAUAACCGGUCAACUCAGAGCCAGAAUAGCCCGUUGAGAUUGAAUUUUGACCAUUUUGUUGAUGAAAGUAGCAGUGCAUGCGGGAAUGCAGAGUGUGCAGACGACGAGCAGAUCGCGUUAGCGCUGCAGGCGCAGGAGCUGGCCGCGAGGCAGCAGGCGCGGGGCAAGUUCAAAUCAAGCGAAGAUCUCAUCCACCGUUUGUUUGUCUGUAUCGCGGGUGUCGCGGACCAACUACAAACUAAUUUUGCAGCCGAUCUCAGAAACAUAUUAAAAGCUGUAUUCCUACUCAACCAGACCAUUGAAUUGCCUGAAGAGACGAAACCAGAAGAAAACACUAUAGAAUAUCAACCCACUGAAGACCAGGUCAUACAAAAUGGUAGCUCAUUCGACAGUGUGUACUCCGCCGAAGAGGUGUACGCGGACAGCAACUCUGAGAGCGCGGAGCCUCCCGCCCGCCGCCGCUCAGAUACUGGCAAUUUGCAAGCUUCGCACUCCACUGGUGAUCUUAGUUAUAGGGAACGCGACACAAUGAGAUCGCGCGAGGACCCACCACAAACACCUCGCACGACCACUGUGGGCGUGGACACAGGCGUGGGUGUGGACACGGGCGUGGGCGUGGGGGCGGGCGUGGUAGAGCGUGCCCCCGAGUGGGUGCCGGACAUUGCGGCGCCGUCCUGCAUGCGCUGUGACGCGCACUUCACAGCCUUCCGACGCAGGCAUCACUGUCGUAAUUGUGGCAAAGUAUUUUGCGCAUCGUGCAGUUCGAACUCCAUACCCUUGCCCAGAUACGGACAACUGAAGCCUGUCCGAGUGUGCGAAGAGUGUUUCCAGUCUACAGCGCGUGCGUGUCGAAGGCAGCAUCGG